Molecule: messenger RNA, 1607 nt
Organism: Glycine soja
Lineage: Eukaryota; Viridiplantae; Streptophyta; Magnoliopsida; Fabales; Fabaceae
Product: gamma conglutin 1-like
Exons: 1
Coding region: 57-1409 (450 amino acids)
Biological process (GO): proteolysis
Molecular function (GO): aspartic-type endopeptidase activity
Source: RefSeq, a predicted model, not a curated record
AGUGAGAAGUGAGAAGAAUGAGCAAUACAAGAUCUUAAUUUCUUUCACAAAUCACAAUGGUUACUUGUCCUGGUUCCAUAAUAAUCCAUUUCUUCCUCUUCUCAGCGCCUCUCCUUUCAGUCUUAUGGUCUUGUUCAUCAGUUUCUGCAUUGAAACCCCGUGCCUUCAUCCUCCCCAUCGAGAAAGACCCAACCACCCUUCAGUACUCAACUUCCAUCGACAUGGGUACCCCUCCACUCACACUAGAUCUAGUCAUCGACAUCAGAGAACGCUUCCUAUGGUUCGAGUGCGGCAACGACUACAACUCCUCAACCUACUACCCUGUCCGAUGUGGGACUAAGAAAUGCAAGAAAGCCAAGGGCACGGCUUGCAUUACAUGCACCAACCACCCUCUUAAAACAGGAUGCACCAACAACACGUGUGGUGUAGAUCCAUUCAACCCCUUCGGCGAGUUCUUCGUGAGUGGAGACGUGGGUGAAGACAUCUUGUCCUCGCUGCACUCAACAAGCGGUGCACGAGCACCUUCCACUUUGCACGUGCCACGCUUCGUUUCUACAUGUGUGUACCCAGAUAAAUUUGGGGUUGAGGGCUUUCUCCAGGGCCUGGCUAAGGGCAAGAAAGGAGUUUUAGGCCUUGCAAGGACUGCUAUUUCCUUACCAACACAACUCGCAGCCAAAUACAACCUUGAACCUAAGUUUGCACUUUGUUUACCUUCAACUUCAAAGUAUAAUAAGCUUGGUGAUCUCUUUGUUGGUGGUGGGCCUUACUAUUUGCCACCUCAUGAUGCUUCCAAAUUUCUUUCCUACACUCCAAUUCUCACCAACCCCCAAAGCACAGGUCCAAUCUUUGAUGCUGAUCCUUCCAGCGAGUACUUUAUUGACGUGAAGUCAAUCAAGCUUGACGGUAAAAUUGUUAACGUUAACACCUCCCUGCUUUCUAUUGACAGACAGGGAAAUGGGGGCUGCAAACUUAGUACCGUAGUUCCUUACACCAAAUUCCACACUUCAAUAUACCAGCCACUUGUGAAUGACUUUGUAAAGCAAGCAGCGCUUAGGAAAAUAAAGAGAGUGACUUCGGUGGCACCAUUUGGGGCGUGCUUUGAUUCAAGAACCAUUGGCAAGACCGUUACUGGACCCAAUGUGCCGACAAUUGAUCUGGUUCUCAAGGGGGGAGUUCAAUGGAGAAUCUAUGGUGCCAAUUCAAUGGUCAAGGUUUCUAAGAAUGUGCUGUGCCUUGGAUUUGUGGAUGGAGGUUUGGAGCCAGGAAGUCCCAUUGCAACUUCGAUUGUGAUUGGUGGGUAUCAGAUGGAGGACAAUCUUUUGGAGUUUGAUCUUGUUUCCUCAAAACUUGGUUUUAGCUCCUCCCUUUUACUCCACAUGGCUAGCUGUUCCCACUUCAGACUUGUUUGACUUUUCACUUUCGAUCAUUUCAGCAAAGUUUGGUUCAUUUGGUGAUGACUGAUGAAUAAAUUUUAUUUGCCAUUGUAAUCGUAUGGAAUAUAUGCUCAUUUCACUCUCGGUGUGUUGGGAUAAACCAAACAUUCUAAGUUUGUUGUGUAUUUAUUUCAUUAUAAGCACUAGUCAGUAAGCAUUUUCAUUUUUGUUCCA